Musca domestica (house fly) is the source of this 15169-nucleotide messenger RNA. RefSeq lists its product as uncharacterized. The coding region runs from base 3465 to 4883 and encodes 472 amino acids. Gene Ontology annotation, cellular component: neuron projection membrane. Gene Ontology annotation, biological process: synapse organization. The record is from RefSeq and is a predicted model, not a curated record. NCBI's taxonomy places the organism in Eukaryota, Metazoa, Arthropoda, Insecta, Diptera, Muscidae. The transcript has 9 exons.
GUGCAGAGAAUGUGUAAUAACGACAAAUACGAACAGCAGUAGUGUUAUCCUGUGAGUCGUGAAUUAAGCACGCGUUUCCAGUAAUGUGCGGUAGUUUUGCGGGCGACUUUUUUACUUGGAGUCCGCACAAUUUGACAGUGUAAACAGAAUAUUUGGAGAAAAAAAAUAUAAUUCAUGCAAAAGCAAAAUAAGGAAAAAAGUAAUAAAACGAAUUCCUUGAGUCUAAAAAUGGAAAAUUAUUUUUAAAUGGAAAUUACAUAAAAAAGAAUAGGAAAAUUGUUGUGGAAAAUAUGUCCUAAAAAUUUCAAAGGUGAAAAUUACUUCCAAAACAAGUUGAAAAAUUACAUUACGAAAAAGUUACAUUGCGAUCUAAGAAUAAAUAUCAUAAUAAACCAGCGGCCUCAAAAAGUCAGUUUUGGCCAUUGUUAAGCUAAAAUAAAACUUACUUUGCCAACUUACCUUUGCAAAACAUAAUUAAAAAUAGCUCUUAUUUACUUUGAGAGUUUCUGCAACGGCUGUGUUGUUGCUGCGGUUCGUUUGUGUGGUUUUUUGCCUUCUCAUUACAACGACAGCAUCCUGUGUGUGUGUGCCAUAGCCACCUACUCCUACCAUCUUCAUCACCUUAGCCAGACUGUGCCAGCCAGCCAACCAAGCAGCUAGUCAUGAUGAUACAGCUGUUCUGGAAUAUGUGGUCUCUAUAAAUUAAGGCAUACUUCUAGGCUGCCAUAUGUGUGUUCUAUGCAACUCGUAUUUAUGUGUGUUUAUGGGUAAACAGAACAAGUGUGCGGUUAAUGCAACUGUUGUUGUUAUUGUUGUUCACCCACUUCUUGUGUGUCUAUCUCUCUCCAUAUUUCUGGCUGAGUGAACAAAUAAAUUUCGCAAAAUAAAAAAAAAAACGAAAAAAGUGAAACAAAACAAAACUUUGCAAGGUGAAAGUAUUGUGUCUCAGGUGUGAUGAAGUGUAAUGGUGGCCUGUAAAAGAAAAUCUGGAUAUGGAUAUAAAUUACCACACUUUCGCACGCUAUAAUGUGGUGGUAGAAAAGUGAAAACUGUUUUGUACAAGGCUGAGACAAAGAAUGCAGUUGUAGAUAAAUGAAGCAUACUUUUGGGAUGUUCUAAAUAAAGAAAUAAUCUAAAAAUAAAGAAAGUGAAAAAAGAGAAGGCUGCGUAGGAAAAUAGUAGAAUAAAAUAUUUUUUUUAAAUUUCAUAUAAAAACAAAGCAUACUUUUAGAAUGAUCUGAAAUAAAAUCAGUGUUUAGAGGAAAAUAGUCUGGAAAUAUUUAAAAUAAAUUUAAUGAAUUAAAUGGAAUUAAGCCGAACUAUUUUUGCAACAACAAUAAAUUCAAAUAAUAAAAAAGAUCUUUAGACAGAUCAUGAUCAGAUCAUAUAAAGUGAAAAAGCAUAAAACAGCUUUAUGGAAAAAAUUAUACUGAGAUUGAAAUAAAUAAAAAAUGAAAAAUUUUUGAUGAAGAAAUGGAAAAUAUUGACAUAAAAUCUUGAAAAAAGUUUUAUUUAAAAAAAAUGAUUUCUUAAAGUGGAUAUAUUAUAAUUAUGGCAUACUUUUAGGCUGAAUCUGAAACAAAAAUUGAAAUAUUGCAACAUAAAGUGGAAGUAUUAUAAUCACAACAUACUUUCAGGCUGAAUAUGAAAACAAAAAUACCAAUUUGGAAAUAAAAAUAAUUGGAAUAAUUGAAAAAAUAUCGGAAAGUAUAUUUUAAAAAUAUAUAAAAAUUGUUUCAUAAAUAUUUUGCAAGUCAAAGUUUUUUAAUAAAUAACUUCACGAAACAAACAAACAUAAUCAAAUACCAAUUUUUUAACAACUUCAACAAACAAGCCACCCACGUUUCUUUAAAUAAAUCACUCACGCGAAAAAAGUGUUUAACAAAAAUUUAAUAAACCAAACCAAUUUGUUUAUAUUCUGCAAGGAAAAAAAGUUAUUUUUUUGCCAUCAUCAUUAAGUCAGAAAACUCCUCUCUUUCGACUCCACUCUUUGUGGACCAACCAACUUUAAACUUUUCCCCGGAUCAAUAAAGAAAUUAUGCAAAUUUAGUCAUUCAUUGGACAUGUCGAACAAAAAGUCCAUAACACAACAAGCAGAGAAGUUGUAACACGCAACAACCACGCAACCCCACAAAGAAGGACAACAAUAUAGCGGAACACCAAAAAAAAAGUAAUACAAGGAAGGCCAACAAAUAGAAGUUAAUGCGUACACAACUGGAAGCUAUGCGACAAAAUGAAAUUUAAUUUAUGAAAAAUUUAACAAUGUCAUUGAGGGCUUCUGUGGCCAUUAUUAGGAGAAGAACAAGAAGGGACACAUUGGCAAGGUCGCCAAAGUAACUCUAUAGUCAGUAAUAAUGUCGGAAGUUGUCCAUGCCUUAACAAAUUUCUAAAAAAAAAAAAAAAAACAUUUCCGAAAACAAAUUCCCUGCAACAUACUUUGUUGUUAUUGCACGUGCUGUUGCUGUUGUUGUUGUUCCCGUUUGCUGACUACGCUCGGUACACUCGGUGGCUUGUGGUACUGGCUGAGAGCACAAAAGCGUAUAAAUUGUUGAAAAGUGUUGCCAAAAUUACACCCAUGAGAGUCUUUAGCAAACAACGACGAAUGAAACACACAACGGAUAUUAUGCCACACAAAACAAUACCGAAAAAAUAACAAAAGCAACAACAACAACGAAAAAAGACAAAGAGUGAGAGAGACAAAACACAAAAUAACAAUCUCAACGGAAACCCUGAAAAUUCAUUCCAAAAAAACAGAGCCAGGGAUGGCAUGGAACAUUAGAAGCCAAGUGCGAACGUAACUAAUUUAAGAGAGAAGCAAAAAAAAAAGUGCCACGAAAAUUAGUUAGCACUUUCAUGUAGCAUUGUCGUUAUCGACCUUGUCUAGUAGCCGACCAGAAUACAAGCUUAUUAAAGAGAGAGAGAGAGAGUGCGAAAAAAAAAAAAACAGUUUUUCCAAAUUAGCCAACAUGUUUCACACCACAAGAGAUUGCUACCUCAAUGAUAAAGAACCAAAUUGAAUUAUUAAAGAAAAGAAAACGCCAACAAAAAAUAAAUUGAAUUUCGUAAAAGGCCCAAAAAAUCAAGUGAUUCGUGACCUCCCUCUACCCUCCCAAUUUCCUUUCAAUUACAUUGAACAUUUCCCGCCAAGUGUGUCCGCCAAGUUUGUAUUUAAAACAACUCGGUAUAAUUCAAAUACGCCAAGUAAUGUCUUGAAUUCUAAUUUGUUAACGAUUUUUUCACAACAACAAUAACAAGAAAAGAAAAAAGAUAAACCAAAAAAAAAAAAAAAAAAAAAACGAAAAGAAAAGAAAAGUGUAAAAACAAAUCGCCGAAUAAACCCAGAACACCGGAAGUGAAACCAGUACCCCUCAAAACCAAGUGGAAAAAGAACAACAUCAAUAGAAGAUUUUUCAUUACCCUGCGUUCAAGUUUGUGAACCCAAAACAAAACCUCCCUGCAUCAAUAUGGCACGUCAACGCCUGCAAGAAAAACAACAUCAGUCUCAGCCUCUGCUAGACCACCAACCGCCACAUCCACAUCCCAGCCACCAACAACACCACCACCAUCAGCCUCAAAUGCUUGAAUGCCAACAGAGUUCACAACUGCCUCCAGAAUCCUCGUUCACAUCUACUUAUCAUCAUCACAAGACGCGGAGACAUCAUUUCCCCCGCUGUGGAUUAGUUUUGUUAAUUUUUCUAACUGUGAUUAAAGAAUCCUUGACAACAUAUUCAACGUCGUACACAGCGCUGGAAACAACCACAGUGUCACCAACAAAUCUUCUGCCAUAUUUCGAUUUUGAUGUGCCGCGCAACGUCACCGUGACAGUGGGCCAAACGGGUUUCCUGCAUUGCCGUGUUGAACGUUUGGGCGAUAAGGACGUUUCUUGGAUAAGAAAACGUGAUUUACAUAUCCUAACAGCAGGUUCUACCACCUAUACAUCUGAUCAAAGGUUUCAGGUUCUGCGUCCUGAGAACUCUGGCAAUUGGACAUUACAAAUCAAAUAUCCACAGCCGCGGGAUUCUGGCAUAUAUGAAUGUCAAAUAAAUACCGAGCCAAAGAUGUCCUUAUCAUAUACAUUCAAUGUUGUUGAACUCAAGGCCAACAUUAUUGGACCCACAGAUUUGUAUGUAAAAAGUGGCAGUGACAUAAAUUUAACCUGUAAAAUUAUGCAAGGACCCCAUGAAUUGGGCAAUAUAUUUUGGUAUAAAGGUUUGGAAAUAAUUGACACAUCCACAAAUCAAAAUGAAAUUGAUAGUGGGAUACGUAUUACCACGGAGAAUGACUGGUCCGAUGGUCUGACAUCAAGAUUGAAAAUACGCCGUGCCAUGCCCAGUGAUACGGGAAAUUAUACUUGUGUACCCACGAUAGCCAAGUCAUCAAGUGUCUAUGUUCAUGUAAUCAUAGGUGAACAUCCGGCAGCCAUGCAGCACAACUCAAGCAAAAUGCAUAGCAGCAAUUUCUAUUUAAGUAUAUGUUGCAUGUUAUUUACCAUUUUAACAUGUUGUUUACAACAUUUGAUGUCUACAACAAUCGCAGCCACGGCAACCACAACAAUAAGCCGAACUCUAAUGUUGCCACCAUCAGCCGCGACAUUGUCGGCUAGGCAACAUAAAACGAGAAAACCUGCUGUUACAAAAAUAAUACAAACUAAAGAGAUCUUAUCAUCCGCAGCGGUGGCAUCACCAUCAUCAGGACCAAUUUCCAGGACCUCAGCAUUAACCAAUGGCAACCAGAAGUCUACAGCUGUUUCUAAUGUUGUGGUUGCAACAGCCACAUCAACAUUAACGGACAACACUAGCAGCAGCAAUACAGCAACAACAACAACAACGACAACAGCAACCAUUUCCCGCCUGAUGUCCUGUCGUUCAAGUAUCCUCAGAUGAAAGGCUAAAAGUUACGACAACUACAACCGACUGCUGUUGUUGCAGCUAUAAACCCAAAUCUUGUACGUGGCGGUGUUGGAAGUAACAGCGCCAGCAACAACAGCAGCAGGAGCUGAGGCAGCAGUAUAUCUUAGAGGUUCUUUACUUUUCUAACUUUAUUGCCAGCCAGUCAGGGUUUGGCUGGUUUGGUUGAUUUUUAUAAAAGUGUUUUUUUGUUCACCUCUCGUUUCUUUGACUGGGUACCAUUUGGGGCGGGCGAUCUUAUAACAUAGCGACUUAACGAAAAACAUAACAAAGCAUACAGCAACAAAAAGGCAAAAAAAAACGAACAAAUAACAAAGGAUUUUCUGUUUUCAUGUUCUCCUUUUUUGUGUCUGUGUUUCGGAGCCAACCAGGAAAAGACGUAAAAAUAAAGCAAAAAAGAAGAAAAUUACAAAAACGCCACAUAAACUUCUUAGAUAGAAAGGGAGAGGGGAAAGAAAAAAACGGCAGCCGUUAAGACAAAAUUACAGGUAAUAAAGUUGCAAAAAGGAUUUUACAAAACACCAUGCGUUUGAAUCGCAUUUUAAAUACGAGCUAUAGAAGCAGCAACAACAACAGCUAAAAUAUGGCCAAAACUACUAGGAAAACGCAAUACCCAAACUUGGAAAUUCUUUUUUCUUUUCCGUCUUCUUUAUAAUUUCACAGAGUCUUUGUGUCAUGGGGGGUUUUCUCUCUUUGCCAUCCUGCCAGCCAGCCAUCAACAAAGAACAAAUUACCAGUUCUGCGUAGUGAAUAACAGAAUCCGGAGAUUUUGUAAAGUUGAAAUAAUUCAUAUAAAGUAUGUUAAGUAAGCUAAACUAAGUUUAGCUAAAAGUUAAGGUAAUUAAUUUGUGUAAAGUACCGCAGCCAGCUUAACGGCUGGGAGAAAGUUUACCGACGUGGGACAGUGGUUAGGAAGGGAGGUAUUAUUUAAUUUAUAUUUUAUAAAAAAAUCAAGAAGAUAUUUAUCGCAUUUUUUUUAGAUAAAUUAACUAAUUCUUGCAAAUUGCAGAAUUCAAUUCAAACUAUAGAUUCUAUGCCAUAGAUGACGCAGAAAAAGCAAAUCCAUGUUAGGAUGUAUUUCCGAACAGCAGAUGGAAGAUGUGUCACCAUAAAAGAAUACUAGUUCAAAUUGAGAUAUCCCUUCCAGAUCCUGGGAGACUGGACCUACACAAAUUGUAGUGAUGUGGAUUUCAUCCGAAUUGAUUUGAAGUCUUAACUUAAUUUCAUGGGAAUGUGCUUUAGACCGAAUAAUUGAGGGCAAUAUUAGACGGAGUAUUUCUCCUUUUAAAACAUUUAUAAUUAUUUCAAUAUUCCCCUUUGUAUGAAUGACACCAGAAGGCUGUAGUUAGUCAUGAAUUAAGCUUAGUUUUGUAUUUUUUAAUUAAUACUGUCAUCAAUUAUUUUUUGCGAAGUUGAAGAAUCUCCUGGGGUCAUUGCUAUUUUUGUGAAGGUUCUGAUAAUUCAAAAAUUUUUGUAUUUAUGGGAAUUUUCAGUAGAAUAUUAACAAUUUUCUGCACAUGACUUCGUCUUGGAACAUAAAAACCCAAUCCGAAGUUUAUAUUCCGAAUUUCUUUGUGACAUAAAAUGGACUGAUAUAUACCCUCUUUAGAUCUAAUAUUGGUAGAAUUUUUUCAAUGAAUUUUGCACCUUGUUUGUAUCACGAGAAGAUGGCUGAUAUUUUGUAUUUUCACCACAAUCCUAAAUUUGCCACCAAUAAUUUUACGUGCGAAGUUUGAACCAGAUCUGGUAGUAAAUGCUAUUAUUAUUUUUAUAUCCUCCGCCAUUCUAUAGAGGGUAUAUUAGUUUUGCCAUUCCGUUUGUAACUCCUCGAUAUACUAAUGAUAGCCGUACAAAGAGAUAUAUUCUGGAUCAGCAUACAAUACUAAGUCUAUUUAGUGACGUCUACAGGGUUGCCCAUAUUCGACGGACCCAUCUGGCAACGCCAUAACUUUUGACAGAGAUGUCACAUCGCUUAAUGACAUACCGUGUUUGAAGCGUUAGUGCAAGCAAAUUUUUACCAUGAACCAAUACACGCCACGCGAGCGCUCUGAAAUAGUUGAAAUUUACAUUCAACAGAAGAAGUCAAUUGUGAAAAAAGUGCGCCUUCUAAGAACACCAUUAAGCGUUUAUACGAAAAAUUUUCGACUGGUAAGGCUCUUUCUAAUCCGAAGAGGCCAUAUAAAAGUCGACCAAGGCGAUCGGCCGAGAAUAUCGCUGCCGUACGAGCCAGUGUUGAGAGGUCCCCAAGAACAUCCCAAAAACGCUGUUCUCAGCAGUUGGGCAUGGCUCGGUUCACUUUACAACGGAUUAUUCGCAUUGAUUUGCAUUUGUUCCCGUACAAAAUUCAAUUGACGCAAAGAAUGUUGCCUGCGGACAAGCCUCGUCGAUUGGAAUGGGCCCAAAGGGCCAAAAGGUCCGUCGAAUAUGGGCAACCAUGUAUAUGUCUGUCCGUCUUUGUGAUCUUUAGAAUGAAUUUAGAUAAUGCUAAAAUUUUGCACACGUGUGUAUUUUGCCAUUAGGCGGGUUAAGUUCGUAAAUCGGCCAUGUCGGUCCACAUUUUAGUGUAGACUCCAUAUAACGGUACAUCCCAAUAUUCGGUAUUUUAAUGAUUUUAGCGACAAUUAAAACUUCAUAUUUAAAGGUCGCAAUGGGUAUUGAACCCACGUCUAUGCAGUUUCACGUCUUCGUAUAGCUCCCAUAUAACGGUACCUCCCUAUAUUCGCUAUUUUGAUGAUUUUAGGGACAUAAUCUACCGGAAUUGUUAUUUUUUUAUAUGAAGGUCUUUAUCAGGUCAUAUGAAGGUCCACGUCUUCGUAUAGCCACCAUAUAACGAUACCUCCCAGUCUGUAUUUUGAUAAUUUUAGCGAAAUUAUUCACCGGAAUUGUUUCAAAUUUCGUAUAUGACGUUCGUAAUGAGUACUACAACCUAUGACAGAAAAUUGUCCAUGCAGGUCCACGUCUUCGUAUAGCCCACAUAUAACGAUAGCUCCUAUUUAUUCGGAUUUUUUAUGAUAUUCGCGACAUUAUUCACCGGAAUUGCUUCAAAUGUCGUAUUUGAAGUUCGAAACGGUACAACAGGCUGUGGCGGAACAUUUCUUACACACGCGUACACGUCAUCAUGUAGCUCCCAUACAACGGUUUCAUUUAAGCUGUAUUUUUCGAAGGAUUUUUAUUUGUCAUAUUCUUCAACUUCCUUCUAAUGGGUAUUAAAAAUUCGGCCCGGCCGAACUUUGCUUCCAUUUUACUUGUUUUAAUUCCAUUUUAUUAACGAGGUACCCGAAGCAGAGAGCCAUUAUUGACCAUUUUCGAACUAGAUCUAUGUUUUAUAAAAAAAAGUUAAAAAGUGUCAUUCGCUUUGCCGACAGUUACAUACCCUCAGCAUUUGAUGAUAUCACAUGUAAAUUUUUAAUAGGGCAGGGGCCCGCAUAGUUGCGCCGAUAUUCCUGAUAUUCGGAAGUAUAACAUUGUGCGUAGUUAAAAAAAAAAAACAUCGGUGAAUAAUUUAGCUUUAUAUAAGAGUUAUAAUUAUUCAAAAUGUUGAAGAUUUGUGGAUGAGGUACAAGAAAGGGGGCGGGACUAAUUUCCCGUUUUAACACCAAUUCUAGUAUUUGUAGAGAUUUUGGGAUGUAGCAGGUAUGGAAUGAAUCGGUUGUUCAUUUCUUAUUUCAGGAAUGUUAAGGCUAUUCAAAAUUUGGAUCCGUUGUUGGAGAGGUACUAACUGGAGUGGUCCGUUCUUUCCCAUCUUUUCGCCAAAUUAAGAGCUAUUAGAAAUAUUGAGAUGUGCUAACUUUGAAGACAAUCGGGCUUUUAUUUAUAUUUUAUAAGAGUUUUAGGUAUUAAAGUGGUAACCCUAUGUGGGCGUGGUAUCAUAAGGAGUCCAUUUUUAAUGUAAUUUCGGCAACUGACCUGGCACUGAUACAAAUGUUCAAAUUUCCAAAGUUUAAAUAAAAUCCGAUAAUUAAUUCUCUCUGACUGACCUCCGAACUCGUUUUAUUUUUGAUAAUAAUAUUCCGAUGGACAAAUUUUUUUUGACGGAAUCGGGCAUUCUUUUCGAGAUUUAUCAACCACGCCAGUCAACCGGCGGACAACGCUAGAAUGACUCCAAAUGUCUUAAAAAGGAUUUUCUACAAAGAGACCUAGUAUCUUAAACCAUUAUUUUGAUUCUUUAGCCUUCCACCAUAGACAAAUUAGGUAUAGACUAAAAAGUUGUCUCAUCUGUUAUCUCUGAAAAAAGUGGUUAAAUAGAUGUCGUUCAUGCUAUACAAUCUAUUUACUCCCAUAAUUUAAUCGGUUUAUUUAUCUCAUCACACGUGGAUCUUAGGGAGGUGUUCUUAUCGUUAUCUUGAUAAUUACGCUGAGAUUUUAAUACCCGAAUUUUGCUUAUAUCAUUUACUGGUUUAAAAUAUGUCCUCUUCGAUCAUAUUCUCAUAAAAUUUCUGUUAGAUUUAUAAAUAUGUUCUGUAUUUGUACGUUCUUUCAUCAAAGAUUUCUUAUUUCAAGAUUUUUUUGUUCUAAUUCGAUUCCCAAAAACCCACUGUUUUCCCAUUGCGGAAAAGGUGAUUGCAGCAGCAACAUUAAACACUGUAACAUUGUAAAUUAUGUAGAAAAUGAAUUACCCCGGCGUAUCAUAAUUAAAAUGUAUACACAAAGAGAUGAAAAGAGAGAAAGAAGUUAAGUGAAGUUAAGUACUUAUGCGGAAUUCUUAAAUCUUGAGUUUUAUGGUUAGCAUUUUUUUUUUUUUUUUGUUUUUGGAAAACAAAUGGUAAUGGACUUCGCUACACUAAUGCGAAAUUUUUAAAUAUUUCCUGUUUCAUUUUCUAAUCAAGAGUUAAUUUUUUAAUGAAUUAUUGACAUUAUUUUCGGACAAAAACUACAAAGGAACACCUUAUUAACAUAGCCUGAAAAGCAUUAUAUUUUACUCGAAGGAAGGAAGGAAGGAAGGAAAAACGGCUUAGUUUUUCCCAUAAAUAUUCCAAAAAAUAUAUUUUCCACCUUCGACGAAAUUCGUAGGUAAUAUAGGUAAUGGAAAAGAUACAUAAAUAUAAUUUUGGAUUUAUCCUGUUGGAAUAAUAAAGUCCUGGUUAUGUCCUGAGUAUUCUCAUUAGAGAGCAAAUUACUCGUUAUUUUCCAAAAAGGGUUUCAAUACACAUUUUGCCCUGGGUCAUACAACAAAUCAUAUUUUGUUGUUAUACACAUUUCAAACUCAUUUCACAUUCACAUCUAGUAUCUAAUUUAAUAUACCUACCUAUAUUCAAAUAUAAUAUGUAAUAAUAUACAUUUUACAUUCAAUUCAAACAUUUCAUGUAAUUUUCAAUAACAAUUUACGAAUAACCUCAGGCGCAGAACAAAAUUUACACACAACAUUUGUUGCAAUCGCACCAUAAUUAACACAUUUAUUUUGAUAAACUCGAUAUUUUAGACAGCCCGAAAAAAUAAAAAAAAAUUCCCUUCUAAAUUUGGGUUUAAAAUCAUCGCUAUUAUGUGUGUGUGUGUUUUAAUAAAAAUAUGCAAAUAGCUUUGCUGGAAAUGCUUCAAUGCUAGUAAUAUUUGUAAAUGCAAACCAGCAACAUUUAAAUUCUCCAAAUUCCGGGCGAAAAAAUUCAAAUCAUGUGUAACUCAUGUUUAGCACCAGAAAUAAAUGAAGUGAUCAAAUUACCCAUUAAACAAUUUUUAAUGGAGAAAUAUAUAAUUAUGUUUAUUGGUAUUUGAAAAUAGUUUAAUUUUCAAAUGUAAAUAAAUGUAAUUUGUUUCGCUUGCGUAGAAAUAGAAAUAUUUUAAAUGAAAUGUAGUAAUUUUAGAAUAAGUUUGACUUGAUGUUUGUUACAAACAUAACAACUUAUGUCCAUAACCUGAGUUUUAUGUGUAUUUCACAUUUAAAAUGUUCCUUUCCUGAGAUAAGAAGAUGCAUUUUCCAACAAGUUAUUCAAAAUAAUUUCUAUGAGAAUACCACAAGCAAAGACCGUUAUAACGUGUUUAAGUAUAUGUUUAAGUUUUAUACAAAAUUAGAAUAUUCCCUGUGUCAAGAAAGACUUCCCAUUUAUGAAAAAAUCCCAAGAAGGUCUUUUUCCCUAAAUUAUCAAUUAUCCUUAAAUCUUUACUUUCAAAACUUUCUAGAAUGAUGAUGAUAUUUGUAUUAAGAAUAUGCAACCAUGUGUUAAAUAUUUUCUCACUCCUGGAUACGGCCAUGGUGAGAGUAACCCUCGCUCUCUUAAUAAUCUCAAUGAGUUAGGAGCAGAGUUCAGAUUUGGUCGUUUUAGCCGGGAGCGUGAGUUGUCGAAUAGUACAAGUUUCUUUUAUGAAGUUUACUCUCUACUCUUUUCUAUGUGGUAGCACUCUUCGAGUUACUCCCGUUUGAGAGAUAAGAGUGGAAGUCAAAAUGUUCGCAUGAUUGGUCGCAGAGUACGAGUUUGUUUUAUGAAGUUUACUCUCCACAUUUUUUAUGUGUUUGCGCUGUCUAGUUACUCUUAUUUUGAGAGAUAAGAGUGAGAGUCAAAAUGGUCCAAAAAGAGUAAGAGAUUAUUUUAAGAGUGAAACCGAGUGUACGUUUCCGUGUUUAAUAGUAUCACGCUCUACCGCUCAAAUUCGAGUCUGAAAUGCAGUUCAAAUUGAGCUUUGAAUUUUGCAGUUCUGGUUAGUAGAAUAUUAAGAUAACAAAUUAUGAAAUACUAGCAAACAAACAAUUCCUAGUUGCUCUUACUCGAAUGACACAGAAAAAAAGAGCAUUCUCAAUUUAUAUUUCUUUCUCGCAGGAGUAGUCCAGCCUAAUUUCGAGUGUGAAACGCGGUUCAAUUCGAGCUUUGAAUGAGUAAUGCCGCACAUGAGUAAUCCCGCUCUUAUUCGAGUAGAGUGUGAAUAUCCCUAGAAUUCGAUUAGAAUCUUCUAAAUUUCGAGCGGAUGCUAAUCUCUCUCACUCGAGGAUAAGAAAUUCCUACUCGCUCGUACUCGAGUGACAUAGAAUUCCGAUUUAUGUUUUCGAGUGCGAAACGCGGUUCUAUUCGAGCUUUGAAUUUUGGAGUUCUGUUUAGUAGAAUAUUAAGAUAAUAAACUAUGAGAACUAGAAAUUAUGAAACACUCGAAAAUUAGCAAUUAGUACCCGCUCUUACUCGAGUAACACAGAAAAUAAAAGAGCAUGCCCAAUAUAUAUUUUUUUCUGGCAGGAGCAGUUUAGAUCAAAUUCGAUUGUGAAACAUGGAUCGAUUCGAGCUUUGAAUGAGUUAUCCCUCACAUGAUAAUCCCACUCUUAUUCGAGUAGAGUGGGGAAAUCUCCCAAUUUCGAGUAGAAUCUUCUCGAUUUCGAGCGGAUGUUAACCUCUCCCACUCGAGUACGAGCAAUGCCUACUCGCUCUUACUUAAGUGACAUAGAAUUUCGAUUUAUGUUUUUAUUUGCUCUUCCGUUCAAAUUCGAGUAUGAAACGCGGUUCAAUUCGAGCUUUGAAUUUCGGAGUUCUAGUUAGUAGAAUAUCAAGAUAACAAAUUAUGAGAACUAGAGAUAGAAAUUAUUAAACACUCUAAAACGACCAGUCGCUCUCACACGAGUGGCAUAGAAAAAUAGAGUAUGCUCGAUUUAUGUUUUUUAUUCGCUCUCCCGCUCAAAUUCGAGUGUGAACGCGGUUCAAUUCGAGUUGUGAAUUUCGGAGUUCUGAUUAGAAGGAUAUUAAGAUAACAAACUAUGAGAACUUGAAAUUAUAAAACACUCGAAAACGAGCAAUUCCUACUCCCUCUAACUCGAAUCACAUAGAAAAAUAGAGCAAUUCAAUUCGAGCUUUGAAUAUCAGAAUUCUGGUUAGUAGAAUAUAAAAAUAACAAUUUGUGAGAACUAGAAACAGCAGAACCUGCUUCAGCCGUUAGAGUUUAGUGAUUACUCAAUAACGAAUUGUUGGAGAAAUAACUGACUUAAACCCAAAGUUCUUUGGAUAAAAAUCCUUUAGGAAAUUUUGGGGUCGAUCUAGUGAUGUUAAUCCUCUAACUGUCUAAUGCACAGAAAAACUCUCUCAGAUAGCAUUGAUCCUGGUCCACUUUUUGUCCGUCGUAGAAUUUUUUUCAAGCUUAAGUUUAUUUAAACGAUGGGCAAUAUUGACCCCUCCAACUCCCCUCCUCCUCUAAAUUAUAAAAUCUUUCAAUAAAUCUUAUAUUUUCUAUGAAUGAAAGGUGUUGAAUCUUGGAAAAUCAUAAUAACUGUUUCAGACUUAGAUCUGGAAAAAGCGGAACGAUUCCCCAAUUUUUAUAAAACUUCGAAUAUUUUAACAUUUCUACUUACUUUUAAUUUAUUGAGUUUAUCAAGCUAUGUCCAUCGCGAAGCUGGGCAAUAUUGGCACCGCCAUCUCCAUCGCUAAUCUAUAAAAUCUUUCAAAGAAUCUUAUAUUUCCUAGGAACGAAAGGUGUUGAAUCAUGGAAAAUUGGAAUAACUUUAUCAGACUUAUUCUACAUAAUUUGAAUCUAUUGUGCUUAUCAAGCGAAGUUGGGCAAUAUUGGCCCCUCGUUCUCCACCUCUAAAUUAUAAAAUCUUUCAAAAAAUUUUAUAUUUCCUACAAAUGAAAGGUGUCUUGGUCUUGGAAAAUCGGAAUAACUGUACUAGACUUAGAUUAGGAAAAAGCGAAACGAUUUCCCAAUUUUUACAAAACUUCGAGUUCUUUAAGAAUUCUCCUUACAUUGGAUCUGGAGUGACUGUGGCCUUUAUAGGUCCAAUUCCUCUGGUAAAUUCUGAAUCUUGGAAAAUCAGAAUAACUGUAUCAGACAUAUAUCAGGAAAAUACGAAACGAUUCCCCAAUUUUUAUAAAACUUUGACUAUUUGAAAAAUUGUACUUACUUUGGAUCUAGAGUGACCGUGGGUCCAAUUCCUCUGGUAAAUUCUGAAAAGAGAUAAUACAAUAAGUUAUUUUCCUGGUUGGCUUCAAAAAAUAUGAGUAAAAUAAUUACGAAACAAUACGAAAAAGAGAAGAACAUUGUAAAUAUUAAAAAAAAAAACAAAUGUAAAAUGAAACAUGAUAUAAUGUCGAAGAAAAUGCCUAUAAAAUAUGCAAUUCUGAUUUGAGUUAAAAUCACAACCAUUUAAACAACCUUGAAAUAAGACCUGUAAUAAAAAUUAAAUUUCAAAUGAAAAUUCCCAUAAAUUAAUUUAUUAUAGCAAUUAAUUUCAGCCACCUCCUACACCUAUAAAUUUACAUUAAAAUUGCACCCAUUAACAUAUUUUUUAAAACAUCCACAACAAAAAAACGAAAAUUAAUUCUAAUAAGUGAAAUAAAUAUACAUGAUUUUUUUCCGAACAAAGAUAUUUGAUCUUUAUAAAUAUCAAUGUAAAAAUAAGCCAUACAAAAAUAACAACAACAUAAAACAAACACAUAUUCAACAUAAAACGGUAGAUGGUUGUUUGUUAUUGAAAUACGGGAUUAUUGUAUAUAGAGAUUUUAAUUGAUAACUUUGUAUAAUGAGAUAUUAUUUGAGUUUUCAUAUUUCAGUUCAUAAUACCGUAAUCGUAAUCGUCAUUUGCAUACACAAUAGUAAAUAAGCUAUUCCAUGUAAGAUAAAUGUAGAAUUAAAAUUUAUAAUCGUAUAUGAUAAUUAUAUAGAGAUAAUAAUCAACAACAUGCAUACAAACACAGAGACACGCCGACACAUAUGACCCACAUCCUAUAUUACACCAUUGAUAUGACAUAUAUACACAUUAAAUAAAAAAAGUGAAAAACAAAAAAAAAAAAAAUCGAAAUAAAUUGAAAACAAUUUCAACACUCUCACACACAAACAUCCUCACAUAUUACCCCCUGAAAACUUAGUUGAAAAAUGUAGCAAAAUAAUAUUAUAAAACAUAUACAUACAUAGGAUACCAUGAUAAAACAAUAAAUAAAAUAACCUUAACUUGCAUAAAAUUUAUGAAAGUGCAAAGCAGUGGCAUAAAUUCAAAUUUAAAAAAAAAUAAACAAAAAAAUCUAAACGAAAACACUCAUUUAAAAACAUAUUCUAAUGACACAUAAUUAUAAUGACUUUACAUCAAUAUAACUACAUUUAAUAAUAAUAAUAAUAAUUGCAGAUGUAAGUUAAUUUAAUACAAAAAAUAAAAUUAAAACAAUACCGCAUCAUUAAGGAAUAAACUGAGAAAAGAAAGAAAAAAAAUCAUAAACCACAUUAUUAUUAAUAUUAUUAAUAAAAAAUGAAUAAAUAAAUAAAAAACAGUACUGUGUAUUAUGAACGAUAAGAAAGAAUAACUGGCAAAUGUAUUCACACAAUAAGAUAACAAUGGUAAAUUGAAAGCAAACAACAGAAAGAAG